AGUGGGUGGGGCUGCGACUCCGGAAGACGGCAGUCAGAGCCCUGGUCUGGUUAGAGCGAGCCAUGGUAGCGACACGUGCUUGUGCUGAAUUGCUGUCGGGAGUAGUAGGGGUCGUGGUCGGAAUAUCAGCCAUGAUAUACAUGGGAUUGUUCUAUGGUGGAGUUCUGGAGUCAUUUGGUAUUGACGUGGUCUCAACAUGGCACCGUCCUGGACUUCUUCAUUCCUCUCCUCUGCUCAACAACUCCCUCCUCCUACUCAUCUUCUGCCUCGCUCACAGUGUGUUGGCGAGACAGAGUGUGAAGAGAGUCAUGUCGUGUCUCAUGUCGACCUCAGUCUACCGCCAUCUCUACUUCCUCCAGAGCUCUCUCUCCAUCUUCCUCAUCUGCUACGGCUGGACUCCCAUCCCCUCUCCCACUCUCUGGGAUAUUCACUCACCUCUCUUCAGACUGGCUCUAUAUGGAGUCGGUUCACUUGGUGUGGUGAUUAAUAUGGUGGCCUUCUUGUCUCUUCCUGUGCUGGAGUUCAUUGGCAUCAGUGAACCUCUGGAGAGACUGACUGGGAGAAAGAGAGAGGGAGGGAGUCUGGUGACCAGUGGACUGUUCAGUCUCGUCCGUCAUCCAAUGUACACAAGUAUACUCCUCUGUAUAUGGAGCAAUCCUACUAUGAGUCUGGGCAGGUUGAUGGUGGGAGGUGUCCUGACAGUAUACCUGCUGGUGGCAGUUCCACUGUUAGAGGAGCGAGAUCUGGUGGAGAUGUUUGGAGACAAGUACCGUCACUACAUCACCACCACUCCCAUGCUCCUCCCCUUCAAACUGUGGACUUCUCCUUCCCUCACUGAGAAAGACAAAUCAAACUGAGCUCUCUAAAGAUAGUGAUGUCAACUGGUAGCUAGUGCCACUACAUUGUUACUCCAUAGUAUAUACAUCCUUUCUCUUGAAACAUAAUAUUGUUGUGGAGCUAUGAAAUCUCUUGAAAUGACCU
Messenger RNA from Geodia barretti, 981 nucleotides. NCBI's taxonomy places the organism in Eukaryota, Metazoa, Porifera, Demospongiae, Tetractinellida, Geodiidae. The record is from the annotation of a GenBank genome assembly.